UAUUACUCGAUUCGCUGACAGUCUAAGCGUCAUGAAGGAACAAUUGUCUGAGCACAACACGACAAGGGAGAGAAUGGACAAAUUGGAGAAACAAUUAGCUGGAAAACAGCAAAAGAUCGAUUCGGAGGUGAUCAAGGUUAAAAAUCAAUUUGCAGACCAUCAAACUAAGCUUGAAAAUGAUGAAAAGAGAUUGUUGGACUCACAGAAUAGGCUGGCCAAGCUGCAGGAUCAAUUGACGAGUCAGCAGAAAAAGAUCACUAACCACGAGGCAGCCGUUAAGGAAUCAGAGUCUAAAGUAAAGAAAAUAUUCGCCACGGUACAGAAACAUGGCUCUGAGGGAUAUAAACUGGCAGAGGUGGUGAAUGCACUUAAAAAUCAGUUGGCAGGGCAACAAACGAAGCUCGAAAAUGAUGAAAAGAGACUGAACGAGCUGCAGGAUCAAUUGACGAGCCAACAGAAUAAAAUGUCCACCCACGAGGCAGCCAUUAAGGAGUCAGAAUCCAAGUUAAGAACACUGUGGCAGAAACGUCUUGUAACAUUUCAGAAGCUCGGCUCAAAGUUUUAUUACUUUGAGAGAAAUGAGAAACUAAACUGGACAGAUGCGCGUGACAGAUGCCAAGAGCUGGGCAGCCACCUGGCUAGUCUGCAGGACCAGCAGGAGUUUGAUUUAGUGACUAAAGAUCUAUACGACGUCUACUACUACUGGGUGGAUGUUAAUGAUAUUGAAACAGAAGGCGUUUACAUGUCCAGUACCACUGGGAAGCAGGCAAAUUUCUUGAAAUGGAGACAAAUCCCAGACGACUGGAAGGGCAAUGAAGAUUGCGUUGAGCUGGCCUAUGAGAGCAAAGCAAAUGCAAUGGGAAUGAACGAUGUACAUUGCUCCGAAAAACACAUGUACAUUUGCGAAAAGUAGUUCGAGGGCUUUGUGCCAAAUGUUUUCCCCUGAAGAGCAUUGAAUAUAUCUCAAAAAUGUAAUCAUCUAAUUGU
Molecule: messenger RNA, 987 nt
Organism: Drosophila subobscura
Lineage: Eukaryota; Metazoa; Arthropoda; Insecta; Diptera; Drosophilidae
Product: C-type lectin domain family 4 member M-like
Exons: 1
Coding region: 32-913 (293 amino acids)
Molecular function (GO): signaling receptor activity
Source: RefSeq, a predicted model, not a curated record